Messenger RNA from Cryptomeria japonica (Japanese cedar), 2915 nucleotides. RefSeq lists its product as uncharacterized. Gene Ontology annotation, cellular component: endoplasmic reticulum tubular network. Gene Ontology annotation, biological process: endoplasmic reticulum tubular network organization. NCBI's taxonomy places the organism in Eukaryota, Viridiplantae, Streptophyta, Pinopsida, Cupressales, Cupressaceae. The coding region runs from base 388 to 1611 and encodes 407 amino acids. The record is from RefSeq and is a predicted model, not a curated record. The transcript is spliced from 6 exons.
CCCAAAAAGGACUGUCGAUCUCUUUCUUCACCGACCUUACCUUACCUUUUGUAGCUAUCCCGCAUAAGAAAUUUAAACUUUGUAAAAUAAAAUUAAAGCGGGGGCAGUUGGCCUCCACCAGUCAACUUAAACAAAUCUUGAUUAUGAAACCGUCGAAGCUUUAAACAAAUUCGUAGAGUAUGUGUGGACCUUUUUAUUUUUCCUCCGUUCUAUCAUACUCUCGUAGAAGGUUUUGAAUAUUCUGAGGGCCCUUUAAACGUCGAAUUCCGUAGAUCUGCAUCCACAAAUCUGUGUUGCUGCUGAGAUUUUUCAGAGCUUAAAUUUGCUCUAUUUUGACAUAAAAUUGGUCCAGAUUGAUCAAGAUUUUGCCUCGAAAGUCCAUGAAUAAUGGCAUCAUUGAAGACAGAGAAUGUUGUUUCCAGUGAGGCACAUCCAUCGGCCGAGGCAAGCAAUACGGCUUCAAAACCUCGGAGGAACAGUUUUUUUUCACGUUUGUGGAAUGGAAUUUUUAGAGGCGGAAAGGAAGACUUUGAGAAGAAGCUAGAAUACAUUUCAAAGGAAGAGGCUUCUGUUCAUGCUAAAUCAAAACGCCGCGCUCAAAAUUGGCGAAAGAUUGCUCGCAUGCUUAUAAUUUAUUCGGCCAUCUUAGAGAUAGUGGCUCUUGUGUCUGCAAUAAUGUCGACAAGAUCUCCAGAUUUGACCUGGCAAAACCGAGCUCUUCGUGUACUGCCAGUCUUUGCCUUGCCAGUAAUAUCUAUCAUUAUAUAUUCUACACUUGGUAGCUAUUUCCGCAUGCGUGAAAACAAAGACCAAAAGACACUUGAAAAAUUGCGUGCUGAAAGGCAAGCUAAAAUCAAUGAACUUAAGGAGCGGACGAACUAUUACAUGACUCAGCAGCUCAUACAGAGAUAUGAUCUUGAUCCUGCAGCAAAAGCUGCUGCUGCCAGUGCUUUGGUGUCUAAAUUGGGGGCAGAAGCAGGGCUGAAUGUCUUCAUACAAGAUGCAAGCCUUGUUCAAAAUGAAGGUAAAAGCCAUGAUAGGGAAGUUGUACAACCUGCUGGGCUGCGAAACAGGAAACAGCCACAUGGGAGGAAUCCAAGUGUUGGAAGCAUCACAACAGAGCAAUUAGCUGAAGCUGAAAAACCGGGUACUUAUACAAUGCCAGUAAAUCCUUUGGAUGGCGGAAGGCAUCAGGGAUUUGUAGUUGACAACCAUCCGAGGGCAAGAGCUAGUGAUGGGGGAUGGAUUGCUCGUCUUGCCGCCAUGCUUGUUGGUGAAGAUCCAUCACAAUGCUAUGCCUUAAUUUGUGCCAACUGUCACAUGCAUAAUGGUUUGGCAAGGAAAGAAGAUUUUCCGUACAUUACAUAUUACUGCCCACACUGUAAUGCACUGAAUGGUUCACAGCAAGCGGAAGCUGUUAACAUGACAGCUGGGUCAGGAACAUCCAAUUUGGCAACUGAUGGAAAUGAAAGCUUGUCUGGACAUGGGAAGGCUGUUAGCAGUAAUGCAGGAAAGGGAGCUGGUAAUGAAGACAUUAGCAAGCUGGCAAAUGCUUCCGUUUCUGAGACUACCAAACAAACUGAAACAAAAUCUGAAAACCCUGCUUGUUGAGGAUUGCUUUUGUGCGAGUCAGGUGUGCCUGAGCCUAAAGAUUCUUGUUUGCUUAUAGGGAAAAUUGUCAAAGGUUUGUGAUUAAGUUUUUUAUGGAGAAGAUUCAAGUGUAUUGAUUAGAAUCUCUUGGUAGGUUUAUGUCACAUCUGUUAAAUAGGAAAAGCAGCCUUGAUGUUAAUGAUCAGUUCCAAUUGUUUUGAUGUGGACUAACAGAAAUCGCUGAUUUGAAGAGUUGAAAACUUCAAGUCAAGAUUCAUUCCAUAUAUCAAUUGAUCUUUUUGGAUGCAUGAUUUCCAAUUUGUUUGAUUUAGGAUGCAAGAAUAUUUAUGAGAGUAGUUUUCCCCUGCGUAUUGUGAUCAGGUGUAACCGUGUAUGUACAACAUUUGAGCUUUGCCAGUAAUGAUAUGAUUCAUCUAUACAGGAUUGAAAUAACUGAAAUCUCUUGCCAUUUUAGUUAUUCGGGAAUGCAUGGGAUGGUCGAUCCAGCAUUUAUAGUAGGCAAUUAAAAGGUUGCCUUAUCAGAAGUGGCAUUCAUUAUGCUUUACUAGCUGGCUAUAAGAAGCCUUAUAUAAUCUUCAAAUGUCUUUUGUAAUUAAAAUGAUUGGGGAGAUUAUGAGAGGUUUCUAAAGGGAUUGGGGAGAUUAUGAGAGGUUUCUAAAGCCUUACUCAGAUGUUCUCUGCCAUUCAGAUCUUGUUUUCCAUGAGCACAAAACAUACAAGGGUGAAAUACCCUAAUUCUUCUGUUACUAUUUCAAGAGAUAGAAAGCAAAUUUCAAGAAGCAGAGAUAAAAGAUUUGAUUGAAGGGACUUCUAAAUGGUUAGGUAGAGGGAAAGGUCACUAAUAGCGUGUCAAAGUAUGUUCUAUAUUUGGAGCUAAGUCACUACAUACGCUACCAUUUUCACUUCACAUUGACAUCCUGGAAAUGAGUUUCAUUUUUCUGCAAAUGUUUGCUAUUAAAAGUGUUUUGUUUAUGUACAUAAAAUGGCAAGGCCAUGAAGAUAUUGCAAAGUACAGGCUAUGUAAAAAUGGCUGUUGAGCACUGAAUAAUUAUCGUACAAAUUCAAAAACAUAGUUUAUCCCUGCAAAAGUCAUCUAAAGCUUCUGUGCCAGAAUACAAAACAUUAAAACCAACGUUUAUAUAUUAAAUUUUGCUAGUUAAGAUGAAAUCCUGAGAAGAACACUAUAAUGGCAGAGCUCCAGGCAAUCCAACGGCUGCUGCAUUUUGACUUUACAGGAUUCUCUUGCAUUCACAAUAUGUUAAAAUUCAAGUUGCCUUGCGAGAUAAGCUCAUGUUCAAAUCAAA